This is a messenger RNA of Acipenser ruthenus (sterlet), 5523 nucleotides long. Its product is annotated as BEN domain-containing protein 4-like. NCBI's taxonomy places the organism in Eukaryota, Metazoa, Chordata, Actinopteri, Acipenseriformes, Acipenseridae. The record is from RefSeq and is a predicted model, not a curated record. The coding region runs from base 157 to 1854 and encodes 565 amino acids. Gene Ontology annotation, molecular function: DNA binding. The transcript is spliced from 6 exons.
AGAGAGAGAGAGAGAGAGAGAGAGAGAGAGAGAGAGAGAGAGAGAGAGAGAGAGAGAGAGAGAGAGAGAGAGAGAGAGAGAGAGGACAAGACGGGAAGGGCGAGAGAGAGAGAGAGAGAGAGAGAGAGAGAGAGAGAGAGAGAGAGAGAGACAACGAUGGAGGAGGAGAUGCAGCAGGCAGAGGAGGCACCCUGCGUACCCAACAUUUGCAAGCAGAGAAGCCCCUACAGCGCUCUCAAGACAUUCCCCAGCAAGAGGCCAGUUAGCAAGAGGUAUGACAGACCGACCAUGGUGGAGAUCCCGCAGCUGGGUGCCGGGGGAGGAGGGCAUCACCAUCAUCACCACCACCAGCAUCAACAACAACAGCAGCACCUUCAACAUCAGCAGCCCUCCAUCAUCAGCAGCAGUGAACAGCACCAUCAGCAGCAGCGUUUCCCUUACGAGAACGGGCCCAGUAGCAGAGCGGCAACAUCCACCUCAUCUUCAGCAACAUCCCUCAGCAAUCAGCAAAGGAUCACCCCCCCAGCGGGUCAUCUGACCUCCAGGUACACUGCCAACCUUGGGCAAGAGACCGCCGACUCAAACCUGGGGCUCAGUGCAGAGAAUCGCAUGAUUUUAGAUGCCUUUGCCCAGCAGUGCAGUCGAGUGCUAAGUCUCCUCAAUAACAAUGGAAAGUUCCUGGACCCCAAACCGACCCAGUCAGUAAUGUCCCACAUAAAACAAGAAACAUCUUACGAGGAAAGGUCAGGUGAGUGUCAGCUGGCAAAGGGAGCUCAUGGGGAACCUCAGACUUCAGACAGUCCGGACAUGGAGCUGCAAUACGCACAGAAGAAGCACCAGACCUCCACCUUCCUCCGCGUCUUCACUGAAUCUCUCCAGAGCUACCUGAUCGCUGGGAGCCGGCCCUCUCAGAGUACCUCAGCUUUAAAUGACUACUGUCACCACGGCAACGACCUGGAUCCCUUAUCCACCUCCCCGACCCAUACUCUGGGAGGGUGGACAUCACCAGCCACCUCAGAGUCUCAUGGCCACCCAUCUUCCACGCUCCCAGAGGAAGAGGAAGAGGAAGAGGAAGAGGAGAGGUGUUGUCCCAGGUGUCUGGAGCUGGAACAAGAGGUCCUGUCACUUCAGCAGGAAAAUGAGGACCUUAGAAGAAAACUGGACAGUGUGCCAGCGCCUUGUCAGAAUGUCCUUGACUAUUUCAAAAGAGUGCUUCAGCAGCACAACCAGUUUGUGCAGCCGCAACCUGAGGAGCAGCUUACAGAGUUCAUUCGAGCUGCAAAGUGUGCAUCACCCAGCAUUUCACAGAGAGCCGAACUUGAACUGCAAAAGAGCCGCAUGUGGCUUGUGAGCCGCGGUUUGGCCACCUCUAUUACAGAGGGAAGUAAGCAGUUGCUAGGCAACUAUCCUGUUUACAUCACCAACAAGCAGUGGGAUGAGGCGGUGAACUCUUCCAAGAAAGAUGGCCGCAGGCUGCUGCGCUACCUGAUCCGGUUUGUGUUCACCACAGACGAACUGAAGUAUUCAUGUGGACUUGGAAAGAGGAAGAGAUCUGUACAGAUAGGAGAGUCGGGCCCAGAAAGACGGCCACUUAACCCAGUUAAAGUUACCUGCCUCAGAGAGUUUAUUAGAAUGCACUGUGCCUCCAAUCCAGACUGGUGGAUGCCUUCAGAAGAACAGAUCAACAAGGUGUUCAGCGACGCCGUCGGGCACGCUCGGCAAGGCCGGGCAGUGGGGACCUUCCUCAGCAGCAGCAGCGGCAGCAGCAGCAGCAUGUACUAUGAGAGCUUCGAGAGCCACCUGUCACAGGACGACAUGUUCCUAAAGGAAUCCCAAGACGGGUCUGGGGACUGAAAGGGGAGGAAGAUUCUGCAGCAGUUCAGUAUCACCAUUCAUCUCUCCUUUAACAAACUGAAACUGUCACAAAAUGAUCUGGACAUUUAGUGGCACAAUGCACUGUGCAUUUCAUGGAAGAAUAUGCCUACUGAUUAACUUGCCUACUGGUACUUCAUUAGAAGCUUGUGUCUACCAUAUUUUUUUGUUUGUUUUAUCUGCAACCCUGCCCAUUCUUAGACCCUUUGUGACUGGCCAUUGGUCUUGAAAUGGGAGCUAGGGGUUCCCCAGCUGCUUUCAAAGCACUGCAAGUUUAGUCCCUCAUUUCGCACUGCCUUGUGGCUCCCCUAGCUUGUGUAGGAAACAAAGAAUUGAGUCAUUUCAAACACAAAACCGUAGAAGGGCUGCUAGCAUUCUUGAGGUGAAAAGCAUUUUUUUCUGUCUGCUCUCAAUAAUGUGGGAACAUGUGGAGAGGUAUGUCUAAGUUGGAAACCUCAGAGCAGUGUCUGUAAUCCUUCUCCACCAUUUAGCGCUAAAUGAAAUCCCUGCGAUCUUCCUCUCCUCAAUAUCAUUCAUGGUGCAAUUCAUCAGACUGAGUCUGGAUGUCCAGGUCUGAGACAGCCCUCAGCAAGCAUUGUGUGUGUGGAACCGGGCACUUUUCUGUGGACUUUAAGAUGAAGAAAACCAGGCGCAGGAUUCAAUCAGCUGAACCUUUUCUACCAUCCUUGUUAGGCCUUUUUCUGAAUUCAGUGGCCUACACAUUGGUAAAUUAAUUAUACCUGAAAAUGUCAACAAUCUUAGCCAAUUGCAUAACUGGAAUAUUAACGCCUUCUGAUCAAAUUGCGCAGAUUGCUCGUUCCACAUGUACAGAUGUUCCAUGACGAAUUUAAAUCAUACCAACAAAAAUCAGUGAAAAACAUAACUGAAAGCCCUUUUUUUCUACUUUUUUUAAAUUAUUGAAGACCUAAUCUAACGUCGGUCUUUCCUUUUUCCAAAGAGGCUAGUGUGUUCAUGCCCAAAUACCUCUGAGACUUGCCAAUAAUUCUGUCCUAAAAUGGUGUCUUCUUUUUUUGCCUCAAUGACCGUUUUGAUGGUUUACUUAUUACUGAUCUACUGUAACAGCCAUUAUCAGCUAAUAGGUGUGUGUUGUAAGUCUUAAACAAUAUGCAUUCCACCCAAUAAUAUAGGGGGUCAAAGCCACGGAUGACCAAAUAGUUAGAAGUGCUGUAUGUAACGUAAGUGUUGCCACCAGAAUGCAACAAGUCUCCAUACUCAAUAGGCUUUCAUUUCAUCCUUUUUUAUUUUUUUACAUAACCAUUACUAUUAUUUUCCCAUUUUGAAUGUACUGCCUUAGUGCUCAGUUUUCAUGUAGUAAUAUAUUUGCACUUGACUUUUUACAUGCCAGUAUUGUCUGAUUUGUGUUGGGGAUACACAUGUUGGUGAAGCAUCCCAGGCAGUAUAUUGUGUGCUGCUGCUUUAUAUUAGGAGGGAGGACUAUGACCUGCUUGAACCUGUCACCUCCAGGUGAAUUCUCUCCUCUUGAUUUAGUGGGGAAAGACCAUCCUAAAAGCAGAACAUUAUCAAAGCAGCACUUUAUUGUAAAAGUACAACUGCAGCUUGUUUUCUGUCCUUGAGUUUGAUCCAAAGGACUGAAAACCUUCCAAUACAAACUACUUUCAGUUCAGUAGUGUCCACUGGGGUACAUUAUAUCUAUAUUGUCGACAAGACAAUCUUCAGUUUGAAACUUACAUUUGAAAUUAUGUAUUCAAUUAUUACAUGACACAACUGCCUGUUUUUCACCCAUUGUUUCAUAUAUAAAAAGCACUUGUUUAAAUCUAAAUCUAGAGGAUCUCUUCCACAUGACCUUGGUUGCCUUUGAUGAGGUAUUUAUCCUAUAGAUGUGUCUCAUGAAACACAAGAGUGUAACACAGAGAUUUGUAGGGAAAUUCAAAGUUUUAAAUUGAUCUAAUCAUGAUUCCUUUCAGCAAAACCAAUUUAAAUUAAAAGUACAUUAAUUAAAAGCAGACAGUUUAAAUGUACAGUUAAUUAAAUGAGCCUUAAAAUGUUCUAAUAUAGCACCUUAGAAGUACUAUAAAACUCAUUUCAAAAGCCAGGUGACAUUUUUAUUGAGUGCCAAAUGCAAGAAUAAAGGAAAUCAAUGCAUUCAUCAUCAAAAUAAAAUAGAAAAAUUCAAAAGAUCAUGGGAGAUGCAAAUUAUGGAAAGUGAACUGUUUGGAUACCUGUUUUGUUGUACUGCAGCUCAUUGAAAUGCACAUUAAGCUUUUAUUGGUGCUUUAAAAUUCUAGAAUGUCUUCAUUAUGGGAAAAUUCUGAGGAAUACUUUUCCCUAUUGAUGGUGAUGGGAAACAGCCAACAAAUAAACCAAUAUUUGAUAGCGUAAGAGUUAGUUCACAAUUACAAUAUAUGGAAGUUUAACAAGGCAACCUGCCCAUACCCAAGCCGUUAAAUCUGGUAGGGCUCUUUUUAAUGCAGAGAUGUAAUGCAUACUGUCCAUUCCGUGUGGAAAAUCAGGAGAGAUAUACAUGGUAUAAAAAAAAUAAUAAUUAUAAUAGUUCCCCCAUGAAUAUAUACUUAAGCUCAGCUAGUAUGUAAAAACCACUGAUGCUAAAAAAUAUGCCUCCUAAUUGUAGUACAACAAAAGGCAGAUUCAUUUAUAGCAAAUACUAGAUAUACACUGUAUUAUACAUGUUCAAAUAUAACUUUAUUUAAGUUAGUCUGUAAUACUUUCUAAAUUAAGCCACAUCAGAUUCUACUUGAAAGAAGGGCCUUAGCCACCUACUGCAAAUUGUGUCACUGGUUGCGAAGAAUGUCAAACAUUAGGAGAAAUAAUUGGCUGCAUGAUACCAAAAUCCUCUAUUCCUUCAUUUGUUAAACCAGCUGCAUCCCCCUAAUGAACUGACAUGCUUUGAGACCAUUCUCUCUUACCAUUGGAAUCAAGAUUUGGCAGGCAUUACAUUAACAAGUAGACAAUACACCAGAAAGAAAAUUAUCAACAUUAAAAGCUUCAUUUAAAAUGGUUUGGUACAGAAUAUUAUUGACAAUUAUUGCUUACGCUUUUUACAUAUCCAAAUGUUACCUUAAGUUAACAUUAGCACACAUCUAUAAGAUUCAAAGGGCUUGCUUAUAUUAAACUAGACAUCAAGGUUUCUUCCAGACCGCUCAAAACAAUGUUACUUUUAAUACUUCAUUUAUCACACAUGCAUAAUAUGUUAUAAUAUGCAGCUUUUUAUUUCUCAGAUCAUUCAAAAACACAUCUCAAACUAUUUGAAAUGCCUUUGUAAAAGAAUUGUCUGUCGGUUUAUUGCAAAGGCGACUUGCUUUUGACAUUAUAGUAAUUUGAGAAAAUAAAAGAAAACUAGGCUUCUUAUCAGAAAUGUCUUCAUGUACGUAUUAAUGCUUACCAGGUAGAAUAAACAUAGUGAAUAUGUAAUGAAUUGUCUAACUUAAUUUAUGUAUUUUAUAUUCAAGUGACUGUUCAUGUAAACACUGUGAAGCAAACAGUAAUCUUAUCUAUUUUUUUUAUUGUCAUAGUUAUUUUGUACACAAUCUUUUUUUUGCUGGUGCCUGUUCUAUCAAAGGUUACCAUUACACAAAUUGUAUGUCUUAUUGAACUGAAGGAUUCCUUACAUUGUUUAAAAACUGUUGAUUUUCAAUGAACAUAUUAAAAGUG